UUUCUUUUACAUUUAGGCAUCAGGGAAUAGGCAGCAGUAGCGUGAGCGCUGACGCCACGGCCUUGUGGAAGUUACUGAAGCCCCGUCACGCCGCUUUUUGGUGUCGCCUCGUGCACAUGGUUGAAUUAUUGUAACUCGUUCCAACAAUAGUAAUACGAGCACCUGACUCUGUCCGUUUCGCCUUGUUUCACUUGACAUUUCGCGUACCAGAGCACUCUUUCCUAGACUCUGGCCCGCAUUAUCAUCCUUGUAACUAGGUGGAUUGCAUAGAGGGCUUGAGCCAUUAGCGCAGCGUUGUCGGUCUGCAGGCACCAUCCCGCAUCUGCAAGUAUGGCAGAACCGCUGCGCCCUGUGGCAAUGGGCGAUAUGUUGACACUGCGCCACAAGAUGCGCACGCGGUUGCAACGGCGCCACCAGUCGCCCGUGUUUGCGGGAGCUGUGCCUCGCGUCCAGGAUGCCACUACGACGUGGAGGCCUCUCCAACACGCCUCCGCACCAGCAGCCUCGCCGGCUGCUCAGCAGCUCCGGGCCGGGGCUGCUGCCGCCGUCGCCGCGUCCAGCGCCAAAUUGCUUAGCGGCCUCAGCGCCUGCAGCACCCUCGGCCGCGCACUAGGCCGCAACAGCAGCAACAGCAGCAGCCGUGCAGCGCUGCUGGUCCCACGCGCGGGCAAUGGCGCAAACGGGGCCAGCUCCAACGGCUCCCACACCGCCGGCGCGAACGGCACCACCACUAAAGCUGGCACCGCUACCAGCAGCCGGACCGCCACUGGCGGCGCCGGCGCCUCGGCGCCAGCCUCCUCACGCGUGGCCUCGCCUGCAGCUCCUGCUGCGGCAGCGGCAGCUGCCGCCGCCGGCGGUGCUGUCGCCAAGGCAACGGCGGGCGCGACGCCGCUCAUGUCGCUGGGUCCGGAGGGGGCCAUGGACAAUUCCUCGCUAGCUUCCGUUGACUGGCCCGAGUGGAUCGCGUCAGCUACCAACAGCUCCGACAGCUCCGACACUUUGGAAUUCGACGCCGGGCCCGGAUCCAGCGAUGAAGAGGCGGAUGCCCUGGCGGCGGCGGCGGCGGCGGAAGCCGACAGCGCCAUCAACGGCACUGCCAGCGGCGCCGCUGGGGGUAGCGGCGGCAGCGGCGGCGGCGCCACCGGCGGCUCGGCGGCGCGUGGCGCAGGGUCGGGAGCGGCGGCGGCGGGUGCCGAGGCAGGGGCAGCGGCGGGCGAGGGCGCGGUGAGCGGCGGCCCGGCGGCGGUGUGCGGGCGGCAGUUGGCAGCGAGUAUCCCAACCACCACAAUCCGGAUCGCGCUGUACGCCAUCGCCACGGGUUUCGACCGACGCGCGCUGGAGGCGGCCCUGCGCGCCGAGUACGGCUCCAUGGCGGUGAAGAAGUACCCGGACGUGGUGCACUGCCUGGUGGCACGUAGCCCGCACGAGGGGCAGCCGGGCGCCGACGCGUUCUUCUUUGACAACGGCGUGGUGGCCUGCUGGGGCAUGCGGCCCGAGGCGGAGCGGGCGCUGGUGCGCGACAUCGCGGGCGCGGCGGUGGUGGGGCCGCUGCCGGAGCGGGAGUGCGAGAACGACGUGUUCAGGUGCACCUACACCACCAACCCAGUUGUGUCGGGCGGAGUGGCGCCCCCGCCGUCCCAGGCACCCAUCGCCACACUGCCCGCCGCCGCCUACCCGCAGCAGCAGCAGCAGCAGCCGGCGGCGGCGGUGCUACAGCCGGCGGCGCCGCCAUCACCACAGCAGCCGUCACAGGCACGCAGCGGUCUGUCCUCAGAUGCGGACAUGGAUCGGGAUGCCGCCGGUGCCGCAACCGCCGUUUCCGGCAGUAGCAGCAGCGGCGGCGGCACCACCAGCAGCCGCCGCUUUGCCCGCCGCGCCGCCAGCAGCACCGGCGGCGGCAGUAGCAGCACCGGCGGCGCGGGUGCUACAGCCGGCGCCGAGGCGAGCAGCAAGUUCGACCCGCCGCCGCCGCCGCCACGGCCGGCGGUGGCGGCUAUUGCGGCGGCGGUGGCGGUGACGGCGCCGCCGCCGGCUGUGGUGCCGCCGGUAACGCCUCGGGAGCCGCUGUCGGCGGUUGGGCCGUUCUCGCUUCUGUCCUUCCCGCCGCAGAUCGUGGACGACACGGUACUGCUGCACCUGCGCCUGGUGGGUGACGUGGCCAGUCAGCUGGCAGUCAGCUACGCACUGGCGCAGUCCACAAAGCUAAGCACCAUUGAAAAGGCGGUGGGUGCGCUGGUGGAGGAGACGCGCUACCUGCCCGAGGUGUUGGCGGAGCACGGCCAGGUACACCUCAGCGAGACAGACAUCGGCAAGCUCAUGGGCAAGGUGUUUGUGCUCAAGCGCUCCGUGGUCCUGUUGAGCAACGUCAACGACACGCCCGACUUCUUCUGGUACGCGCCGGACCAGCUGCAGGCUCUGUACAGCCGCAUCACCAGCUACUGCGAGCUGGACCACCGAGUGCAGCUGCUCAACAGCAGGUUCAGCGUGCUGCAGGAGAUGCUGGAGCUGCUGCGGGCGCAGGAGGAGAACCGGCACGGCACGCGGCUGGAGCUGGUGGUCAUUUGGCUCAUCGUGGUGGAGGUGGUGCUGGGCGUGUUCGAGCUGCUGGACCUGUUCGGCGUCAUCGGGCCGCCGCACUCGUUCUGAUUGUGGGGUUGGUUGUUUGGGGUUGAGGUGGUUGAGGUGGUUGAGGCAUGGGGCGUGGAGAGGUGUUGCGAGGUGAGGUGCGAGGUGAGGUGAGGUGAGUUGUUGAUUGGGGUGAGAGGUGUUGUGGCGUGGCGUAUUUAAUGGGGGCUGGGGAGGGUGGGGGUGGGAAACGGGAAGGUGUUGUGAGAAGGGGCAGGUGCUGGAAGGAGGGUGCGGGUGGGAAGGGCAGGUGCAGCCGGGGGGUGCUGCGAGGGGAAUGAGGAAAGGAAGCGGAGGAGAGCGAGAGGGCGAGAGGAUGUUCUGUUGCGGCUGAAGGCGGGGGUCUUUGCGGUCUUGCGGUUGACCGGGCCUCCGUGUGGGGCCUCCGGGGCCAGCUGGCCAUUUUUGUUUUGCAGCUGGCCACCCCGCCUCUGGAAGGCUCUGGAGCAGUGGAGUGCUCAGGUCGAUGGCAGUUGUCUGGACAAACGUGAGCUCUAAGUUAUGGAUGCGGAUUACAAGUGAGUUAUGGACUGUGUGGCACGUUUUGGACAGGGAAAGCUUAUGCGUAUCGGGAAUAACGUGAUUGCGUGUAAGCAGCAAUUGGCUUGCCGCCUUGCCGUUGACACGCGGGGACCGUGUGGGGCGACGGCGGAGUUAGCUGGUGUACUCAAAGACCGGUCGCAAUGCCUAGACAGUAUUGUGGGGCUUCUGCUGUGGCGCAGCUUGGGAGCAAUCGUAAGGCACAAGGGGUUGGGGGCAGAUUCGGGGGAGGCAGAGUGUGGAUGCCGUCGAGUGAGACAUGUGACGAUGUGCUGGGUAGAUUGCUAGGCUUGAUUUGCGCGUACUGCAGCAGCGAACGCGUGCCCUGGACAAGGGUAUAACCUGAAAGCGCGGG
This is a messenger RNA of Chlamydomonas reinhardtii, 3520 nucleotides long. RefSeq lists its product as uncharacterized. The transcript has 10 exons. The record is from RefSeq and is a predicted model, not a curated record. NCBI's taxonomy places the organism in Eukaryota, Viridiplantae, Chlorophyta, Chlorophyceae, Chlamydomonadales, Chlamydomonadaceae. Bases 358 to 2646 code for a protein of 762 amino acids.